AUGGUGUAUGAAAAGAGAGUCUCGAAGGCCUUAGUAUUAGAAAACAAUACUUCUGAAGAUGUAGCUAGAGCUAUGAUAGAAAGUGGACUUCAGAAAGAGCCUUUUUAUAUAUUUGAUAUGGACAAGGCUUACCAGUUCAUACAACACUUCAGAAAAAUGAUGCCAAGAAUCAAAAUGUUUUAUGCGGUGAAAUCCAACGAUAGUUGCAUGAUGUUAAAAUUAGCCGCUUCACUUGGUGUUGGCUUUGAUUGUGCUUCACCGGGCGAAAUAUAUAGAAUAUUAAAACUCAAAGUAUCACCACAGAGCAUAAUUUUAGCUGUUCCGACAAAAACACCAGAGUGGAUCUCAUAUGCAAGACAGUCCGGGAUUAAACAUGCUACUUUUGACAACAUUUGUGAACUAAAAAAAAUAAAACAGUAUUGGCCAGAGGCAAACUUAUUACUGCGGAUUAGAGUUCACGGUGACAGUGUCUACGAUUUAGGUAAGAAGUUUGGUUGCGAUUUUGAAACAGAAGCUAUUGAUCUACUAGAAGAAGCUGCACGGUUCAAUAUCCGGGUGGUUGGGGUAGCAUUCCAUGUAGGAAGUGGUUGUACAUCACCAGACAGUUAUGUCAUGGGACUACAACAAGCUAAGCAAUUGUUCGAGCAUGAGGCUAAGGCGGGACGGAAAAUGGAAAUUGUUGAUAUUGGAGGAGGAUAUAUGAGUGAUAAAAUUGAAAGAAUAGAUGAGGUAUCUAAGCUCAUAAAUAAAACUUUGGAUGAACUCUUUCCUGACCCAAAUAUCCAAGUGAUCGCUGAACCAGGACGUUACCUGUGCGAUAAAGCAUUUACUUUAUAUUGCAAUAUUAACACAGUGCGACCGGUAAAAGUUGGUGACUCUUCUAUGAAUAUGUUAUAUUUAAAUGACGGAUUGUUUGGUUGUUUGCGAUAUAAUGAACCAUGGCACACCGUCAAGCGGUAUAAGGAGUGUAAAGAAGGCGAACAAUUGGAACCCGUAAUUUUAUGGGGUCCAACAUGUGACUCAGUAGAUCGUGUGAUGGAGAACGUUGAAGUUAUGUUACCACCUUGUACUACUGAUGAUUGGCUCAUAUUCCCCAACCAAGGAGCUUAUACUAUGACUCUCGCUUCCGAUUUUUCCUCGCUACCAGAACCGCGUAUCCGCAGUGUUAUUUCCCAGCAAUUGUGCGACAAAAUAAAGGAGUCAGAAGUGUUUGAUUCAGAUGACUUCUUCAAACAAGACAUUGCAGAACCACUUCCAUCUAGCUUGCCACCACUUGUCACUCAAUCGAAAGUUAUGGAUUCAAAUUAUACUUUGAAAGCAUAA
Messenger RNA from Danaus chrysippus (African queen), 1323 nucleotides. Lineage: Eukaryota; Metazoa; Arthropoda; Insecta; Lepidoptera; Nymphalidae. The record is from the annotation of a GenBank genome assembly.